UAUCUUUUCUCUUCUCUCGGUGGAUAUUCCACGACUCCGAAUGCCAAGCUAUUUGCAUUUCCCUCGUUUGGUUGAAGAAACGCAAAACGGGCUCCUAGACCUUGUUCAUAGCUAAUGGCUAAGAUGAAUCUAGCAACAAGACUUUUAUGAAGUUGACAGAGAAGAAGAUUGAGAACAAUCCUAGUAGGUGGCAUGAGGUCUUGUCUGAGGCUUUGUGGGCUCAUCGUGUCUCAAGGGGAUGGCGCUGCUAAAGUUUCUCCAUUUGAGCUUGUUUGUGGUCAAGAGGUCAUGUUACCUGUCAAAGUGAAUUUGGAUGCAUAUAGACUUGCAAAGCAAAAUGAUCUAUCUGCUAUUAUGUACUAAGAUGACUAAUAAGAGAAUACAAGCCUUCAAAGAGAUUGAGAAAGACAAAGCUGGACAGACCGACCAGAGUACACCGGCCAGGUCGAAGAGUUGAUGAACCUUAUCGAGUGGUCAUGUUUGGAUGGGCCUGGCGUGGUCGGCAAUUUCCUUAGCUCACGAGUGCAGCCCGUGCCAGAGGAGGGUCCACCCGGGUUAUGAAUACCAAGGAAACCAAGACACGACGAGGAUACACAAGGACAACCUGGAGAAGCCAGAAGUCCAGCACAGAAUCAACGAGCUGUUCAAUCUCGCAGACAGCAGCUUUGUGCGUAGCGACAACCGGAUGCACGCAUACAAGUUGGGUCGACCAGCUCCAAAGAUCGGAGAUAUUGACCGAGCGUCGAUGUAUGUGUCCCUGGCGCCCGGCAUAGAGCACCCGACAGGAGUAGACCCGCCUAUGGAUAACGCUGCUCGGUGUUAUCGAUACACCAGUAGUGAUGAAGAUGACGGUCAAGCAGUGCCGACCACCGAUGACAGAGUCGCCGACAAGAGACCGAUGGCUGGGGAGCAAUCCCAAGCAGGGGUGGUGCCAAGAGAGUCGGCGCAAGGGCCCUCGUCCGGCCAGGGCUCGGCUUCGGGCGCCCGAGCGCCGAAGCGUCGACGACUGCUUCGAGUCGUUGAUGACGAUGAGGAGGAAGAGGAGGCGGCCCCAGAUCUGGUCCGCAGACCACGUAGUCGUUCUAAUUAAAGUGGUCCUGGCGCCUAGCACACGACGCGCUGAAGACCCGCCCAUUGCACAGGCCCCUGACGAGCAGGCGCGUUCAGACCAGGCGCAACCAACAGCGGUGGCUGACCGCGCCAGGCGCAUGAUCUUCUCAACGUCGCACAGGAGCUC
Sorghum bicolor (sorghum) is the source of this 1237-nucleotide messenger RNA. RefSeq lists its product as uncharacterized. Bases 485 to 1090 code for a protein of 201 amino acids. The transcript is spliced from 2 exons. Lineage: Eukaryota; Viridiplantae; Streptophyta; Magnoliopsida; Poales; Poaceae. The record is from RefSeq and is a predicted model, not a curated record.